UUUCUUCUGUGUAUGCCGCGUCAUUGGUCAACCAUCAAUUCUUGUUUAUUUUUUUCUCUCUUCCUCUUGUUCGUAAUGUUUUGUUCAGCAAGUAUCAACCAUUCAACACGUGGUCAAGUGUGCUUCUCAAUGAGUUGAGGGUCCUGUCGAGUGUCCCAUGAGGAGAAUGAAACUUUGCCCUGAGUCUCAUUAAUCUUUACAUCUCAGCAAAGCUACAGAGUAUUUUGGUGAAAAAAAAUUGUCAUCACAUUUCGCAUCACUAAUAUUUGCUUGUUACCCUUUUAGCAACCUGAAAAGACCCAUAAUGAUCCAUCCAACUAUUGUUCCUUUAUUACAAUCGUAUUACCCAUUUCGUAGCACACCUGCUGUGUCUUUGACUGAAAAUCUUCCACCAGGACAAAAGGCAGACAUCCUCCUACUUGGCUGUGGUGAUGCAGCAAGUGUUUUGUUCACAUGUUUCGUAGAUACUGCAAGGAAAAUUGAUGUAACGUGCUGCGAUGAUAUACCUGGUAUUCAUGCGCGUAAUGUAUUGCUCUACACUUUGUUAAUUGAUGACGAGGAAGAUCAGUCUCUUGAUCUCAUUUGGAAUAUUUACUACCACUGGGCUGUGGAUGACAAGUCACUCCUGCUUUUCGAUACCCAAGUUCUAAAGCUGAUUGAACUAUCAGAAUCGAUAGAUAUGUGGAAUAACUCAGUAUAUGGUUCAAGCAUCCGAUUUUGUGACGCUGAGUCAUUAUUUAAAGUCAGGAUUUAUUGGAUUUGCUUCUCAUCACACGGAUUGACAGGCAAGCAGUUAAAAGAUUUCCUGAGUAUGGAAAAAUAUGCAAUCGACAAAGCAAAAGCGUUUCAAGAGGAAUUAUUAUCGGGUCGGAAACUAUUUAAUCCUGAUAGUAGUCGUGCUGCAAGUCCUGCCACAACUAGUGCAGAAUGUGCUUCAGCAAUGGAAGAAGUUUUCAAACAUUGGUGGGAGCACGGGACAGUACCACCUAGAAAUUCAUCAGCCUUUGUACCUAAUCCAGCAUUCUUGUACUCGCAGAAGUCAAUUACUUUACAUCACACUCUCUCACCUCUCCUUGGUUUUCCGCUAUGCACUGCUUUCACUCCAAUUCUCAAAGGAUCCACCUUUUCUGUUGAUCGUGAGGGUAAAACAGCUACUGAAUAUUUAGUUGCGUCUGCAAAGAAACAAUUCGAACUCUGGGCCUCUGCAUUCAGAAAGGCAAUUCAAAAUAAAUCAGUAAUUCGCAUUUUCUCUGGCGAUGCUCUGACUUUUUGUUUCACUCUCCGUAGCUGUCAAGUACUCUUACCUCACAGAGCAAGGUCGAUGAACUUAUUCAGUAGCAACGUUACUAGUAGCUGCCUAACACUUCAUCACAGCGACUACCACAGUGAUAAAAACGCUGCACCUCUAUGUUUUGAUGUGAUUGAUAGCUCAGAUCUGUGUGAUCAUUUGGGGUCCUUGAAUGUAGUUUCUCUCGCGUCCACUCUUCUCAAGCCUCUUGAAUCUAGCAUUCUCUAUACUGAAAUGACAUUUGAACCAGAAACAAAAGCUGAGGAUAGACUGUUCGAAUUUUUUGGAGUGCAUCUAAAGACAAUGGCCCUAUUACUCGGGCUUGUAGCCCCUCAACUGUUCACUAAUGCCUCUGACAGGUUUGAAGAAGACCCAUGGGUAUAUGAAUCUGCCAAAAAAUGGAUCACUAACUUGCGCGGCCUCCAUCGUUUGCGAUGGAGAUUAUCAAAAACAUGUGAAAAUUCUAGCUGUAAUAUUCAUAUCGAUGCAAAAGCGCUUGCCAUAUUUCUAGGAAAAGUACACGAUGCUAUGUUCGAAUUUGAAAACUUAGGUAUCCCACCUGAAUCAAGUGAUAAAUUGGCAGGGCGGAAAGCGAUCUUGAAACUAAGUUUUCCUCAUUACACCCGUGCUAGCUUUGCAUCGCUUUUGAACAUUCUGAGAACCACUGUCAAAACAAAUUGGAAUGAGUGUGUAGAAUAUUUGUAUGAUAUAAUUAUCUCCACCACUCCUGCAGGAUCCCUCAGAUCCAAUUCGCUGCAAGACCUUUUUCUCAACAUGCAUUUGUACGGGGUUGACACUGGCCGUUUCUUGAAACCUGAUCCUGCAACCAAGCUGUCCAAGAAACUUGAAUCAACCUUUCCGAGAUUAGAUACUUUGCCAGAUGUAUUGUGUGUCACAGUUCGAAUCCCUAGAGAAACGCUGAAAGUUUUCACUGAUUAUUCUUUAUGUGAGAAAACUGACGUAGGGAUUCAAUGGUUAGUAUCGACUGCAGUAGCCCUAGUUUGUAAUUUCAAGAGUAUAGAACCAGGCUAUACAUGGUUUAACACCUUUUCCUCUGUUCAGAUCGUAUUUGGUACAUGGCAUGAACAAUCAAACGGAAAGAAGUGUCACCCAUUCAUCAAAGAAGAUUAUUUCCUUCUGGAUGGUGAGGCAGACUUGUAUGCAUCAGUCAUGGUCCCAACACAGAUGCUCUUGAAAGAAGGUGGUGCAUGGGUAACCUGCAGUAUCCUGAAAACGGAGUUGAAUAAAGAGGCAUAUCAUGAAUAUCUAGGAGAAGAUCUUUGUCUUGUUCGUCGGUCAAUAUUUCAUGAAGAUGUUCAUCUUACUCAAUUUAUGCCAGGAACACGUGCGCUUCCUAAUUUUUCGGUUUUCAAAGCCGAGGGUAAUAAGUUAGCAUCCCUGGUAACUAAAGCGCAAAUGGAAGAUGAUGGAUCAGAAAUCCUUAGGUUAGUUCACUGUAUCUCUCCUGAGUCGCAGGUAGAAAAGGAAAACAUUGCUGCCUUGUCGUCAGUAGUUAAUAUCAAAUUCAAAACACCAUUAAAAGCUGUCAUCAGUUUUGGUCAAUUUUCGCAUGAGCUUACAUUUCCAGUUCCUGUAUCUCCUUCCAAUUGCAAAGUCAGCGUAGUUAAGGGAUGUAUUGAAGUUGAAGCUUCUUUGUUUAAUCCCAUUUUGGAAGAUGCCUCUCUUUUCUUAUUUCCCAUCUCUCUCAUUAAAACUCCAACAGACUCAAUAUUACCUUUAUCAUGGACGUCCACAAGGAUUAACCUUGAUGUUAUGCCUGUAAUAGAUCUUAAAAACGAAGAGGCCAUUCCAUGGUUCAGAUAUCAUACGAACUUAAUGAUGUCUAAACGGGAUAUGUUUUUGAUGAUCUGUCCAGAUGAAGAAAAAAUUGCGAAAAUCGAUCAGAAUAAAAUUCAACUCGAACUCAAGAACAUUCUCUUCAAUCUCUUCAUAUAUUACGGAGGCAUACAAAUUUCGCCAAUUACAUCUUUUGGUCUCAUGGUCCAUCCUGACCACGCUGUAACUCUUGUCUUUCCAUCCUGCCUCCGUCUGGACCUUGCUAACCAUACAGUUGUUCUUGAUUGCGCAAUGGUUCCAGUUUCUGAUGCCUUGAAAUCAGAUCCCAAAACUAAGGAAGUCUUUGAAAGUCCAAUGAAGUCCUUAGAUCUUGAAAAACAUACUAUCACCGAUGUCUUGAACACUUUUCAUCUGGGUGGAAGAGCUGCGAAAUCAGAAUCGAAGACCGAAAAAGAUCUAAAUUCAACACCAGCCCAUAGUCCAGUGGCCUUUUUCCCAAUGAGCCAGGCUGCAAGUAAAGCAUGGGAAGCACUAAUGCCUUCAUUGGUUGAGCGAUGUCGAACAUGGGAACAUGUCUCCAGCUGUGAGUACGUUUUGACCGGAGAGGUGCCAAGGGCACAUGAAGAAAAUGGGAGCGCUUCAUCGCCCAUUUGCUCCUGUGGUGUAGGUAAAUUUCCUCAAAACUAUUUAAGUGAUGAAAUUACGAAGUGGCCAACUUUGAGUUAUAUACUUGAGCAUUAUGCAACACGUGCUACAAUAGCUCCUAUUUUUGUGGAUCCAUUAGUUGAAGACAGCAUAGGAAGAAUUAUGAUGAUAGAGAGAAUGAAUUUCUCAGGUAGUGGUGAAAUUGUUGGUUAUGGAGGGUAUUGGGAUGAUGAAGAGUCAAGUUCUGACUCCGAGGGGAGCGAAGUGAGAUGUGCAACCUGUGGCAGUACCCAUCGAAAACAUUAUCAGGAUGGGAUACGAGAAUUGCUGACUUGCUCCCGCUGUAAACGUGUGAAAUAUUGCUCACAAGACUGCCAGAAGAAAGAUUGGAAAAGUCACAAACCAUCCUGCAGAUAAAUACUUAUAGUUAAUUUGCUGAAGCUUCAAUACGUAGUGUUAAACAGAAUUUAAUUCCUCCCUCUGCUGAUUCUGCAGUCAUUAAACGCAAAUCCAUAAGAACUGAAGGGUAUUGAAUUUCAGAUGUCCUGAAGAAUUUGUGUCUCUCUUUUCGAUUGUGAAAGAACUCACAAAAUGAAAACUACACGGUUGUGCGGAAGUGACAUAAUAUGUUCAAUCAAAAAUUUCCAUGAUUAUGUAUUUUUUGUAAUAAUUCUUUUUUAUUUUUAUUUUGACUGCAGGCUUAAAUGCUUUUUCAUUCUUUUUUUUUUUUUUAAAUUUUAGAGGUAUCUAUUCAUAAGUAUUUUCUAGAAGUUGUUUUUUUCGUCAUUUUUAUUUGAGCAAGAAGUGACAUAGGUACUUGAUGAUAACCAAGAGGUUUUUUAAGAGUGCUUUUUGUCAAACCAUAUUUAUCUUAGCAUAUGUAACUUUGGUCUUAUUUUUUAAUUCCCUCCUUUUUUUCUUUUUAUUUUACGUUAUUUUUGCUUUAUGGAUUUUUUUAAGAUGUUCUUAAAAAACUGACAUGAACUACUUCAAUACUUGAACCAAGGAGUUUUAUAAUAGUGCCUAAUGUAUAACCAAAAACAUUCAAAAAUAUGUAAGUUUUGCAAUUUUCCAAAUUUUUCAAUGUAUUUUCUUAUUUUCAAUUGAAUUAUUGUGUCAAAUACUUUAAUAAAUAUUACUGAGCUGUUUGAUAA
Bemisia tabaci is the source of this 4884-nucleotide messenger RNA. RefSeq lists its product as uncharacterized. Lineage: Eukaryota; Metazoa; Arthropoda; Insecta; Hemiptera; Aleyrodidae. The record is from RefSeq and is a predicted model, not a curated record. Gene Ontology annotation, cellular component: nucleus. Gene Ontology annotation, biological process: regulation of transcription by RNA polymerase II. Gene Ontology annotation, molecular function: DNA-binding transcription factor activity, RNA polymerase II-specific.